GGCGUUUAUUUUGUAGCUGGCGAUGGCGAUAUGGCGGAUGUGGUGGCUUGGCGCCCCGCUUGCAGCAGCGUGGGAUGCAGCCUUGCAGUUGCACGGGAACUGGCUUCCCAGUGCUUCCGGGCGACGGACGAUCUGAGGAGAUUUGAGGAGAUUUGAGGCGGGGGCAAUGGGAAAGCAGGAAUCAGUGAUGCUGAUGGGAUACGGCCGUCAGACGGAGCAGCGGCGACAACCACGACCAGGAAGGGGAAGACGGCGUUGCUUGACAGCGGGGAAAUUGAUCGAAUCACCCCGCGGCGGAAUUGAAACGAGUGAGGCUGAGGGGUGCAGCGAUAUGGACAAGGCCCAGUCGAGGCAGUGGCGGGCGGCAAUUGAGGCCCUUAAUACCAGGACUCGUGGUGGCGCGAGGGAGCUAGAAAUGGUUACUAGAGUACCAAAGCACGACAGGAAGAAGGAAGCAAAAGUCAGGCCAACACGGGCCGGGCGGGUGUUUGAGGCCCAGAAGGGCGGCGGGCUGAUGCUUGCAAGCAGAGCGAGCGAGGGUAGUGCGUGCAAGCAGCGGUCUGUUCCUCUCGUAGUUAGUCGGAUCCAACGUCACGGCGGCGAGGCAACGGGCUGGUGGCUAGGCGGCCCAAAGCGGCGUCGACAGAGGGCAGCGUGGGAGGCGACAGCGACAGCGACGGCGACGGCGACGGCGGCAGAGGACAAGCAGGGUGUAGCAGUGAGACGGACGUGGGUCACGGGGCGACGGUGACGGUGAAGGUGAAUGGCGAAUAGCGAGGUCAAGGACGAGCAGCAGUAGCAGCAGCAGUAGCAGUAGCAGAGGAGGGAGGGGAAUAGGCGGGCAUGCAGGACGACGGGUGCAUCUACUACUAGUACUCAGUAGUCGUACCAGAAACAGCGACAACAGCACAGGCACAGUGCAGGCAGAGAGGCAAAGAAAGGCA
This is a messenger RNA of Bipolaris sorokiniana ND90Pr, 944 nucleotides long. RefSeq lists its product as uncharacterized. Bases 167 to 751 code for a protein of 194 amino acids. The record is from RefSeq and is a predicted model, not a curated record. NCBI's taxonomy places the organism in Eukaryota, Fungi, Ascomycota, Dothideomycetes, Pleosporales, Pleosporaceae. The transcript has 2 exons.